Eimeria mitis is the source of this 660-nucleotide messenger RNA. RefSeq lists its product as uncharacterized. NCBI's taxonomy places the organism in Eukaryota, Apicomplexa, Conoidasida, Eucoccidiorida, Eimeriidae. The record is from RefSeq and is a predicted model, not a curated record. The coding region runs from base 1 to 660 and encodes 219 amino acids. The transcript is spliced from 2 exons.
AUGGCUCACCUGUUCAGGUUAGCUCGGCCCUUCUUAUUGCCAAGGGCCUGCACUAAAGAGGUAGUAUUUCGCCUGAGUACUGCAACGAAGGUUUCCCAUGGCGCGGAGACUCCGCCUGCGCCGCUGAGAGUAGGGCCCCAAGGGCCCGCCCUAAAUGCCGCCGAGGGCCCUUUGCGCAGCAGCAGCUCGCCGCGGUUUGAUUCCUUCGAAGAGAUUCUAAACGCCAGUGGCAGUGCAAAUGACGGGGUGUAUCAGCGCCUGUCGGAACGUAGCAUUGCCGCGUACACGGCAGAGAGAGAGAGCGUCGACGCGCAGCUAUUGCCUGUGUUGAAGAAGAACAAGCUCGUGUUGUUUUUGGAAGGCACUGUAGACAACCCUAAAUCACUCCUAUCGAUGAACGUCGUCAAAAUGCUGACCCAGCUUCAAAGUAUCCCCCUUGUGGCUAUCGAUGUUACGGCUCAUCCAGCGAUCCUGGGGUUCGCGCUGACUCAUGGAAGGAAGAAACGAUGCCCAAUGCUUUUUUUGGAUGGAGUUUGCCUCGGAUCUCACGACGCGUUGUUGCAAUUAUACCAAAGCGGUGUCUUGGCCAGGCAGAUUGCAGGCGAGCUACCUCCUACAAGUCCCUACUUCCCUGGCGAAUUACCCAUUGCGCUGUACUGA